Messenger RNA from Eurytemora carolleeae, 1170 nucleotides. Its product is annotated as zinc finger protein 836-like. The record is from RefSeq and is a predicted model, not a curated record. NCBI's taxonomy places the organism in Eukaryota, Metazoa, Arthropoda, Copepoda, Calanoida, Temoridae. Bases 1 to 1170 code for a protein of 389 amino acids. Gene Ontology annotation, molecular function: RNA polymerase II transcription regulatory region sequence-specific DNA binding; DNA-binding transcription factor activity, RNA polymerase II-specific. The transcript has a single exon. Gene Ontology annotation, biological process: regulation of transcription by RNA polymerase II.
AUGGAGCCUAGGGAGAAUUCUGGCAAAGACGAUGACACAAUAGAUUUUGAUAGAACGGACGAUUUAGAGCGGACAGAUUUAGAAAAAUGUGAUAAAAAUAAAGAAAAUAAGAACGGAAAAAAUGACAAUGGUAAAGACUUAGAGGACAGAGAUGUUGGCGAAGAUGCUGAUUUAGAGGUUAUUGAUUAUAGAUAUGAGAACUCAAAUUUCAUCAGACUUAAUUCUAUAAACGUGGAUACACCAGAUUAUGGUAAAACUGAAGACGAAAAUGAUGAAAACAAUCUAGAUUUUACAUUUGCUCAGGAUGAAAUUAACAAUUCCAGUUUUCCAUGUAAAGAAUGCGAUGAAGUGUUUAAAACCUAUUCAACCUGGAGAAUACAUUAUAAUUUUGUACAUCUAGGGAAACAAUAUCCCUGUGAUAAAUGUGAGUAUGUGGCGUCAAGAACCAGUCAUUUAAAGCAGCAUAUCAAGAAUGUGCAUGCACCUAAACGAAUUAAAUGUACUCGAUGUAAGUUUACCACGACUGGUGAGAGUUAUCUAGUAAAACACAUGAAGUCCGUCCAUGACUCAAGCGAAGCAAGAUAUUCCUGUGAUAAGUGUGAACAUGUAUCCAAAAGUCAGCAUAGUUUACGAGUACAUAAAAGAAUUAAACAUCUGACAGAUUUAAGAUUUCAGUGUGAUAAAUGUGAUUAUUUUUCUCCCCUGAAAUAUCUUCUCAAGGAGCAUAAAGCUAUUAAACAUGACGGUGUUCGGUUUCAAUGUGAUCAGUGUACAUAUUCUGCGACGAAAAUGUACAAUUUAAAAGUUCACAUUCAGACUAAACACGAGGGUGUUGUAAGACUGCUGUGUGAUGAAUGUGAUUACACUUGCAACCAUUCCUCACAUCUGAAGGUGCACAAGAAAACAAAGCACAGUCCUGCUUUUCCAUGUGAUAUCUGUGAUUUUGCCGGCAGUACAUUGUAUCAUUUAAAGAAGCACAAAUCCUCUCAACAUAAACAAUAUUUCUGCAAUAAAUGUGAUUUUGUCUCAAACCGUCCGCAUAUACUGAGGAAACAUAGAGAAAAGGAUCAUUCUCGACCUUUUCAGUGCGAGCAUUGCGAGUUCCAAGCUGCUCGUCUAGCUUAUCUUAGAACACACUUAGAGAAGGUUCAUGGAGCAAUAAAAGAUUGA